This is a messenger RNA of Hyla sarda, 939 nucleotides long. Its product is annotated as olfactory receptor 49-like. The annotation marks the transcript as partial. Gene Ontology annotation, cellular component: membrane. The transcript has a single exon. Gene Ontology annotation, biological process: G protein-coupled receptor signaling pathway. Gene Ontology annotation, molecular function: olfactory receptor activity; G protein-coupled receptor activity. The record is from RefSeq and is a predicted model, not a curated record. Lineage: Eukaryota; Metazoa; Chordata; Amphibia; Anura; Hylidae.
AUGGACAGAAAAAAUGUUACAACAGUGACAGAAUUUAUACUACUGGGGAUACCACUGAACUUCCCAUUACAAAUUCUGCUGUCUGUGGUGCUCUCUGUAUGCUAUAUAAUAACUAUAGUGGGAAAUGGAACAAUAAUUGUAGUUAGCUUGAGUGAUGCUCAGCUUCACACCCCUAUGUAUUUCUUUCUUAGUAACCUCGCCCUAUUAGACAUUAGUUUUACAUCAGCUAUUGUUCCGAAAGUGGUUUACAAUUUAAUAAGUGAAAGUAAAACUAUCACUUUUCAUGGAUGUCUUGCACAAUCUUAUGUCUACUUUCUCUUCGGCACUACAGAAUUCUUGCUCCUGGCUAUGAUGUCUUUUGACCGGUAUGUGGCUAUCUGUCACCCUCUUCGAUAUGGAAUUAUCAUGAAACCAAAGCUUUGCUUGAACCUGAUUUUAUGCUCCUGGUUGGGUGGUUUUCUUGACACAAUUUCUCAAACCAUCCUCACUUUCCGUUUGCCAUUUUGUGGCUCCAAUGUUAUUGACCAUUACUUUUGUGAUGUUGCUCCUUUGCUGAAGCUGGUAUGUGGUGACACAUACCUUAUAGGAAUGUUGGAUCUUAUAUUGGCAUCAUCUUUGGUGCUGGGAUCAUUGGUCUUUUCCAUGGUUUCCUAUGGUUGCAUUAUAUUUGCUAUUACAAGAAUUUCCUCUGUGGCUGGACAAAGAAAAACAUUCUCCACUUGUGCAUCCCACCUUACUGUGGUAUUCAUUGUCUAUGGGAGUUGUAUAUUCAUGUGCAUAAACCCCUCCAAGAAUUCAAAAAUAGAUUCCACCAAAGUCGUUGCACUUCUAAACAGUAUACUCACCCCUCUUCUCAAUCCUUUUAUUUAUAGCUUUAGGAACAAGGCAUUUAAAGAGGCAUUAAAACGCACAAUGAAGAAAACAUAUUUCUAUAACCAA